Molecule: messenger RNA, 1062 nt
Organism: Cucumis melo (muskmelon)
Lineage: Eukaryota; Viridiplantae; Streptophyta; Magnoliopsida; Cucurbitales; Cucurbitaceae
Product: protein HEADING DATE REPRESSOR 1
Exons: 3
Coding region: 98-799 (233 amino acids)
Biological process (GO): regulation of flower development
Source: RefSeq, a predicted model, not a curated record
AUGAACGCAACCACAACAAACACCGAACCAAAAAUCCUUUAAACCGACUCAAAAUCCACAACCCCAUUUCCCUCUCUCUCUCUCUCUCUUUUUCUUUAUGCGAAAAUUCGAACAGGAUUCUUCGGAACGACUGUCUGGUAAAGCUCUUCCUCGAAUUCCUUCCUCUUCAAUGGAACACAAUCAUUCCGGCAAGAUUGAUAGGAUUCUUGAAGGUUUUUCUCCGGCGUCGGCUCCUCGAAUUCAGUGGAAUUCUCGCCGGAGGUCAGCUAGCGGGAGGAAUUUAUACAAGGAAACUGAAGAUCAGGAUUCUGCUAAUAAAACUUGCGACAAACAGGAAGAAUCUCCUGCCAAUGACAACAUAUCUCAGGACACUGACACAGUUCCCCCCGAGCUCUCGGAGCGUCGAAAGGCUCUGUUUGAGCCCUUAGAACCCGUGAGAAACAUCAAUGGCCGAAGACCAUCAGCUGAAUCCUUACUCCCUCCUCCUGAUUUUGACGAAACCACUUAUCCCCGAGGGUGGCUCAUCGGGAAGAAGCGGAAACUUGUAAAUGUCGACGUUGUCGAGAGCAUGCGGAGGAUUGCUGUUCAGGAAAUGAAUAGAAAGGACCGGGAAAUCGAUGGUUUAAACGAGCAGCUCGAUGAGGAUGCUCGGUGCUUGGAACAUCUUCAAAUUCAGCUUCUGCAAGAAAAGAGCAAAAGAUCAGAAGUUGAAAGAGAGAAUGCAAUGCUGCAUGAUCAAAUAAACAUGCUAAUGAGCAUGCUAGACAAUGAAGGAGCAGAUGGCUCAGAUGAACCAUAAAAAUAAUAUCAUCCCAUCAUAUUUAUACUUAAUUUGUUUGUUUUAUAUUCUUUUUGUAGAUUAUUUGACGUGGGGGAUAGAUAAAAAAAAAAUUCAAUAUAAAUUAUAUAUCCAUGAAUAUACAUGCAUCCUAGUAUUGUAUUGUCAUUAUAUUGGGAUGAAAAAAAAAAAAGUUAACUAGUGGGGGUAUUGGAUAUGAAUUUAAAAUAUGAACUCCAAAUCAACUGAAUUUUUCCAGUUGAAUUAUCUGGUUGAUUUUCUCA